AUGGUCAAGAACAACCUUCUGUGUGCAUUAGUCCUGUGCUGUACCAUCGUUGGUACACACUGCACAUUAAUUGAUAUAUCGAGUACUGCCCAAGGAGGUUUUGCGUUCGAAAUGAUCAUGACCAAAUUAAAGCUUCUAGAGGAGAAAAACAAUUCACACGAUGGCAAUGUGUACAAAUUUUGCGGUGAGGUUCCCUCCUCGGGCAUAUACACCAUUCAACCGGAAAAGCCGUUCAAGGAACCGAUGAGCGUAUUCUGUGAUCAGGAGUAUGAAUCGGGCGGAUGGACUGUGAUACAACAAAGGUUCAACGGAUGGACGAACUUCUAUCGCAACUGGCAAGAGUACAAGAAUGGGUUUGGAAAUUUGGACGGUGAGUUCUGGCUGGGCUUGGAUCAUAUUUAUCAUCUGACAGUGUCGGGUGCGCAUGAGUUGGUGGUGUUGCUGGAAGAUUUCGAAGGCAAUAAAACGUACGCCAAGUACGAUCAGUUCGAGAUUGGAGACGAGAGCCAAAAGUAUGCAGUCACGAAAGCAAGCGGAUAUACGGGAACGGCGGGUGAUUCUUUCAGUGGCACCAAGGGCAUGAAAUUUUCAACACUCGACGCGGAUAAUGAUACAUGGGAAAACCAAUGUGCAGUCACAUUUACCGGCGCCUGGUGGUACAGCAAUUGCCAUUCGAGCAAUCUCAAUGGAAAAUAUCUUCGAGGGGAAACGAAAGAAUAUGCAACUGGCAUGGUAUGGACCACCUUUCGGGGGCAUCAUUACGCACUUAAAACAUCAAAAAUGAUGAUAAGACCAAAGAAGGUUUAA
Messenger RNA from Anopheles marshallii, 807 nucleotides. Its product is annotated as ficolin-1-like. Bases 1 to 807 code for a protein of 268 amino acids. The record is from RefSeq and is a predicted model, not a curated record. Lineage: Eukaryota; Metazoa; Arthropoda; Insecta; Diptera; Culicidae. The transcript is spliced from 3 exons.